CAUACCUUUUCCCACGUGACCUGGAAGUUAAUCUGGAAGUUUUCUUAGUUCGUUGCCAUGUCAUUUUGCAGUAUUAUAAAAAAUUAUUUCAUGUGAAACUUAAUAUAAAGAAGAACUGCUGGGUAGAUGUUACAGACUGAUAUUCUGCUGAUUGUGAUUCUUUCUGUUUGUGUUGGUAUAUACACAGCAAUGGCGACUAGUCAACCCUUUAGAAAUAAAGAGACCGCAAGCGCAUUUGGCGAUGCCAACAAGGCUUUCAUGUUGAGUCUUUUGAAAGAGUUGCCACAGGCAUCGAACGUUUUUUAUUCGCCUUUUAGCAUUUCCACUGCUUUGGCCAUGGUUCACUUAGGAGCGAGAACAGAUACCCUAAAAGAAAUGGAUCAAGUUCUUCAUUUUGACAAAAUGGGAAAAGAAACCCACUCAGCUUUUGGGGGUCAUCUGGAGUAUUUGUCUAAGAAAACCGGAGACAUUACCCUCAAAACAGCAAACAAGAUAUACCAAAGCUUGAGGUUUAAGCCUGAAGAAACAUUCAUGAUAGAAUGUGAAAAGCAUUUCAAGACAACAGCAGAAUCAAUGGACUUCUCUCAAUCAGCAGUAGCGAGUUCGAAAAUAAAUUCUUGGGUUAGUCAACAAACAGAAAACAAAAUCCAGAAUCUGGUUCCAGCAGACGCACUAGAUGCCUUAACAUUCAUGGUCCUCAUCAAUGCUAUCUACUUCAAAGGGAAUUGGAAAAGUAAAUUUCAAUCCGAGAACACUCAGAAAAUGGAAUUCCGAAACGAAAAGGAUAAAUACAUGACUGACAUGAUGUACCAGAAAGCUUCUUUUAGAUUCUGCUAUUUACCUGAUAUGCAAAUGAACGCCCUUGACAUUCCAUACCAAGGUGACAAACUAAGCAUGCUUGUCCUUCUACCAAUGGCUGUGGAUGGACUAAAUGAUCUUGAAAAGAAGUUAUCCGAACGUCUCCUCAAUGACGUCAUCGGCAGUCUCAUGGAGAAAAAGGUCGAGGUGUAUCUUCCAAAGUUCAAAAUGGAGAGUACGUUUAAAUUGAGGCCCUACUUAUCAGCUAUGGGGAUGUCGUCUGCUUUUGACGAGAAUAAGGCGGACUUUUCUGGAAUGGACAAAGGCAAAGAUGUGUAUAUCAGCGAGGUGUUCCACAAAGCGUUCGUGGAGGUGAACGAAGAAGGGUCAGAGGCCGCCGCUGCCACGGCAGUGAAGAUGGCAAAGCGCUCCAUACAAAUAACACCAGAGUUUAGAGCAAACCAUCCCUUCCUUUUCUUUAUUCGAGAUUCGGUUAAUGACGUCAUUCUUUUUUCCGGCAGAUUCUACCAACCAAUUGAUACACCGGAGUUCAGUAAUGGAGCCCGCGUGCCAGCAUUCACAGAAGAUGUCAUUGUUGUUCAUAUUCAGGAAGAAUCAAGAGAUGAAUUGGUAGCAACCCUCGAUUGCAAGACGCCCAGUAAUGUAGACUGUGAGCUUGCGAUUUCCGACAGCAAGUUUACAUUGACCAACAACGAAAUCAGAACGUCAUCCUCUGAUGGCAUUGACUACGAGGCGCUGGCGGACGUGAACUUUGUGUACGUACUACAGGUGAAUGGGACAGACCCCACAGAUGCAACGAGACAGUACACAGCCGUGGCCACCGUAUUUGUGUAUAUUAACCCCGUGAACGAAUUCUCACCAACGUUCGUUGGAGCGCCGUUUACAGCAUCGGUUCCGGAGGAUGCACGUGUUGGAUACAAUGUCAUUCAGCUCAGUGGGGAGGACAGGGACCUCGGGGUUCACGGCCAAAUCUUAUUCUCUAUCACAGCUGGCAAUGAGGACGGUAAGUUUGACAUCAACCCCAGCACGGGACGGAUCUUUACAAACGGUACACUGGACUUCGAGACCCGGACCUCCUACACACUGAAGGUUCAGUUGUCUGAUGGAGACAGGACUGUCACAGAGGAUGUGGUUAUAAAUGUGGAUCCCGUGAACGAUAACUACCCACAAUGCACUCCGACGGUCUAUCAUGUGACUAUGGGUGACGAGCUGGCUUUGACUGGGACCACGAUACAAACCCUGACCUGUUCGGACCUGGAUGGGGAUAGCCUGACCUACUCUAUAGACAGCGGGGAUGUUGACGGGGCAUUCAGAAUGGGACCAGGGGCCACAGUCCAGCUCAAGAAAGAUCUCGAUGCCAACCAAAAUCCCCUUGACUACCUUCUGACAAUCAGGGUCAGUGACGGGUCAAGGUCAACGGAUGCUUUAUUUCGAAUCUACGUAAUCAAAAACAACACAAAGGCUCCGGAGUUCUUAACCAAUCCUACAAUACAGGUACCGGAAAGUCAGGCGGUGGGUACUGAAAUCGUCCUCUACACGGCGCAAGAUCCAGAUCAAACGCCCUACGGCAUCGUUUCUUAUGAAAUCAAUUCAGUCUCUAAUGGCGGAGGGGACUAUUUCUUGGUGGAGGAGAGAACUGGAAGCAUAAAGCUUGCGAGACCGCUGGAUUACGAGUCAAUUAAGUCCUACCUAAUCACAGUCGUAUCAAUAGACGGCGGGGGCCUCAAGGGCACAGGGACUGUUACCAUUACAGUUGUCAACGAAAAUGACAACAUACCGGAAUGUACAACAUACUCCGAGGGGUAUAAUAUACCAGAAGAUACUGAUGUAAACUCCGUGAUAUCGGCAGAUAUACAGUGUAAGGAUGCCGACGGCGACGGUUUGACCUUUGACCUCAAUCCUUCCGGAUCGCCCUUUGAUUUACUUGAUGCGGCCAAUAAAGUUCGGGUUGUACUCAAAGAACCCCUGGAUUUCGAGACGCAACCCUUUUACCAACUUGAUAUAUCUGUGAUGGACGGAGGCGCGGUCCCUGUGAUGAUCACCAUGGCGAUAAAUGUCGUAAAUGUUAACGAGUUUCCACCUGUAUUUACUGACACAGGCCUAUAUUACAGCACCCUUAAUGAAACGUCGCAGCCUGGCGUAACUGUUGCUAUGGUGACGGCGACUGACGGCGAUCUAGACCAAUUGACGUACAGUUUCCGAACGCCGGAACCUGCGUUCAACUUGGGACCGUCCAGCGGACUGAUCAUUCUCAGCCAGACGUUGGAUGCAGAGAUGACUUCAUCAUACGUCCUACAAGUACUUGCGUCAGACGGCCAGAAUACUGCCACGGCGAGGGUAACGGUAACUGUGCGUGACGUCAACGAGCCACCUACAUUUGACAAGGAUAGCUACGCCUUUACUAAUGUCGAAAACACGCCUGUGGGAACGGUCGUUGAAAAAGUGGUAGCAAGAGACCCGGAUUUAGUCGGAAAUAAUGCCGUUUUUCGUUACGCUAUAAUUUCUGGUAACAUCAACUCCCACUUCUUCAUUGAUCCUGAUGACGGCACCAUAACUGUAGCGGUCCCCGUCAACUAUGAGGUCACGAGGUCAGUGCUUCUGGUAAUAGAGGUCACCGACUUUGGUCUUCCGCCUCUGUCCGAUAAAUGCACCGUAAAUAUCAGCAUUCAGGAUAUCAACGACAACGCGCCAGAAUUCCCUACCACUACCUUGACCAAGUUUCUCCCGGAGAACGCAACGAUAAGUGAAGUAGUUACACGAGUGUCAGCUAAAGACGUUGACUCAGACAGGGACAAUAACAAUGUGUUCACUUUUAGAACCUCGUCCGCCGUUCCGUUCGACGUCGACCCCGAUACAGGUGACGUCACUGUGAUCAAUACUCUGGACCGAGAAUUUCAGGAAAGCUAUGAGAUGGUCAUCGAAGCAGAAGAUGGAGGCUUCCCCCCUAAAACAGGUCAAGUGACCUUGACCGUUAUCCUGACGGACGUUAAUGACAACCCCCCGCUUAUCCUAGGAACUUACGACAGGUCUAUCCCGGAGAACGAGCCCGUUCAUUCCUUGAUUUUCUCUCUCUCCGCUAAAGACCCGGACACCGGGGACAAUGGACGCUUUUUAUAUUCCAUCAUAUCGGGAAACCCCGACUUCCAUUUCCGAAUUGAGCAAACUCGGGGAUACGUUCAGAUUUCGACAGAUUUAGAUCGCGAACGUCAACCCUUGUACGAGUUGGUCAUUCAAGCCACAGACUUGGGAACUCCUCGGAAGUCCUCGACCAUCACAGCCACUGUGACCCUGACUGACGUCAAUGAUAUGACCCCGAGGUUCAACCAAGACGUUUACAGCCUCACUGUUCCAGAAAAUUCUAUCAUUGGAACUUCAAUAGGAACUAUUAGUGCCACGGAUAGCGACUUGGGCAAUAAUGCUAUCGUUACCUACAGAAUAAAGUCGUUCCUGGAAGGUCAUGGUGGAAAGUUCACAGUCGAUACCUUGACCGGGGAACUGCGUAUUAUAGCUAACCUUGACCGCGAGGUUGAAGAGUUUUAUUCAGUCAAGGUUAUUGCGGAAGACAGGGGAUCCCUUUCAUCGGAAGCCAUAGUAAACAUAACCAUUCAGGAUAAGAAUGAUAACGCGCCGAUUUUUACUAGGAGAAUAUACUCGACAGAAGUCCUUGAAAACUUUGCCGUAGGUGGCGUUCUUUUGUCAGUCACAGCGCAUGACGCAGACAAAGGAUCGAAUGCCCGGAUAUCCUAUAGCAUUGAUAUGAAUUCGCUAGAUGGAGCUAUUGCUAACGAGCAUUUUUCGAUGAAUCCCACCUCAGGAGACAUCACAUCCCUUAAACAGCUUGAUAGGGAGUUAUAUGCCAAUAUUUCAAUGUCGGUGAUUGCGACUGAUGGGGGCACUCCCGCUCAGUUUUCUAACUCAACGGUCACUAUCUUCAUUGAAGAUAUAAACGACAAUAGACCCAUUUUUCUGCCUUCGUUUUACAACGCGGAAGUGUCUUAUGAGCCUGCGUGCGACCAUGUUAUUACCACGGUUACAGCAUAUGACAAGGAUCUAGAGAAAAAUGCGGAAGUUGUGUACGAAAUGGACCCGAUUUAUGGAGAAAACCAGUUCCUGUUGGAUCCGGAAUCAGGACAGAUAAGAACAAAUAUGAACGUAAACGAAUCACGAAACGUCAUUUUGGUGCGUGCGCAUGAUCUGGGAACCCCAAGUCUGAUGACGUCACUGAGCGCCAAAAUUCGAAUAGACUCGUUCAACGCUAGUGAAACAAUUCUUCUGUUCACCUUGGCCAUGAAACUGUCUACAUACCUGAGAAAAGAGGGAGAAUUCCUGGCAUUAAUAAAGGCAACUAUAGAGGAAUUCUAUGCAAGUGCUUACGUUAGGCGAUGGUGCAUUGAAGACAAGACCACAGCUGUAGUGGUAUACGUGUACGCAGUGAAGAACGAUUUGACAAACUGGGAGUCGAACCUUGUGCUAGAUAAGCCCUUCAUGACCAACGGAGAGUUCCUGGAAUCUCUGGAGUUGAACGAAAACAACAUCCCAACCAUCAACGGCACUGAUAAGGCAUGGAGAGACCUGCUGGUGACAGACGUACAGCCGUUGGGGAAAAACAUCGUGUAUCCCACGGGAUCGUCACGUGCUUCAGGUGGCGCAAAAACCUCCGGCCUUGUUAUCGCAUUGGCUGUCAUCUUCUCAAUUCUGGCUUUAGUCUUGCUUGUUGCUCUUAUUCUAUGCCUUCUUUGGAGAAGAAAGUUGAAAAAGAGGAAAGAAGAUGCCUCUAAAUCGAAACCUAAACUCAUCAAAGUCCAGUCCAAGGCCAACAGAAGUCUGGGUGAUCCAAACUCUUCAGAGAAGAAGCCUUUUGUACUAGACGGUGAAGACAUCACUGGCUCGGGAAGACACGUGACCAAUGUUGGAAAACCUUUGAUGGUGUUUCCCGGAAUGGGAUCUCCGGGAUCCAGAUCCGCGCGGUUAAAGGGAUCACCGACAGAAUCCGGAUUGGAGACGGAUGGGGACACAGAUUCAAUGACAAAGAUCGACAUCGAUGGCGGGAGAGAAAGAUUGGUGUCACCGUCAGGGGUGAAGGCGGGGAUGAAAGGGUCGCCGUCUAUUGCGUCAUUGAGAAGAGGCGUUGUAAAAGGUUUAAAUAACGCGGGAGAGGAUGGCCACGUCACUUCCGCCUCCGAUGGAAAAUCGUCUGCUAGAACGUAUGAGAACAGAGGCAUAGAUCCAGUCACGGGUUGGGUGUAUGAGGACAACGUCGAUAAAAAUGGCCGCCAGUGGCUUAGGACCCCGGAUGGAGAUCCCAUUUUCCAAAAUUCCUUUAUCUAAACAAAACAUUUCCUGGAAAUGUAUCAUAUAAUUAUUUUAUCUUAGAAUAAAUAGAUGUUUGUUUCUUCUGUUUUGGUUUAACGUUGAUUAGGCUUACAAUUUACUUGUAAAACAUAUUCAUUUAAUUCUAUUCCAUUUUAUGACGAAGUUUGCACUGAUUAGUUGAUGAUUUUUUUUUUCACAGAUAUUUUAAGUAAAACUGAUUUUUUUUCAUAUUUUUUAUCAUUAAAGUUUAUAUCUGAGAUCAGGUGGUUUUAUUUUAUUUCAUUUUGAGCAAUAGACAGUGGCGAAUCAAUGUCGAAUUCUUGGAGAAUAAAUUUUAAGAUAUUAAUGUAUAUUUUCUAUUUUUUUACUUUCACAUUAAAUAUUGAAAACUGAUUAUAGUUUAGACGCAGUUGUUCUAUGACCUUAAACGUUAGCAACACACUUGGCAACGGGUAUCACAACGAAAUGUUACAUGUACAUGCGCAUAAAUUAUGCGCGUACGGUUCGCCGUACAAUUCACGUCAUUUCUAUAUAAAAGCAGUGAAAUUUUCUUUUAGAAUUAGGAUAUUCAGUAUAAUAGAAUAAAUAGUGCUUGUUUGGGAAGGUUACAGUUGAAUCUAACACCUCUCGAAAAGCAUUGUCAACCUCCGUUUCGUGUCGGUUGACAAUGGUUUUCUCGAGAUGUCAAUUUUAACUGUUACCCUCCUAAACAGGCACUAUUUAUAAUUUAUUAUACUUUCAUGUUAAAUACUGAAAUCUGAUUGGUUUAAACGCAGUUGGUAAUCCGUUCUAUUACCCUCGGCGUUGGCAACACACUUGGCAACGGGUAACACGACGAAUUGUUACAUGCGCGUAAAUUAUGCGCGGACGGUUCGCCG
Molecule: messenger RNA, 7010 nt
Organism: Magallana angulata
Lineage: Eukaryota; Metazoa; Mollusca; Bivalvia; Ostreida; Ostreidae
Product: protein dachsous-like
Exons: 21
Coding region: 127-6147 (2006 amino acids)
Biological process (GO): homophilic cell-cell adhesion
Cellular component (GO): plasma membrane
Molecular function (GO): calcium ion binding
Source: RefSeq, a predicted model, not a curated record